AUGCCUGAGCAGGAGACCGAGCGUACGCCGGAAGAAAUUAAUAUUCAGGCGGACAUCAUGCGAUCCAUCGAAAUUGCUCGUGAAAGUCUCAAGCAGUAUCCGGUACCGCGCAGCCGAGGGCCGUAUACGAUGGUCUACGGAUACCCAGUCACCGCAGACUGGAUUAUGAAAGCUGCCAGGAACACCGGCAACAAGUCCGACAAUUUCAUCGAUGCCGUGGCUCACGUCGAACACAUACUGUGUGCGAAAUCUGGGAUCCCGACCGUGUGCCUGUGCGCACCGGGAAUCAACGCGUAUCCUUCAAACUCAGAGGAUUGGCUCGUGACCAUAGGCACCCAUCACCACAUUGAUAUCAAAGGACGCUGGCCGCCGUGCUUUGCAAUAGACAGGGUGCGGAGGAUGGUGAGAGCGGAGGGCCCUCCGGUUUGGCGGCGCAAGGUCGGUAAAUGGUCCUGCCCGUGA
Gloeophyllum trabeum ATCC 11539 is the source of this 462-nucleotide messenger RNA. RefSeq lists its product as uncharacterized. The record is from RefSeq and is a predicted model, not a curated record. The transcript has 2 exons. NCBI's taxonomy places the organism in Eukaryota, Fungi, Basidiomycota, Agaricomycetes, Gloeophyllales, Gloeophyllaceae. Bases 1 to 462 code for a protein of 153 amino acids.